CGUUAAUGUUUAAUGCCUCAUCUUCACACUUUCUUUUCCCUCUCCUAAAACCCCACUUUAUUGUUAAAAACUCCUUUUUUUUCAGAUCCUGAUAUUUUAUUUCCCUGUCAGUAUCCAAAUAUCAAUUUUUUUUCACUUUCAUUAGGUAAAAUAUUACUUAUAAUAUUAAGCUUUCUCACUCAUCUGACUUUUCUUUCUAUCUUGCUUCCUUUGAACAUUUCUGAUAUUCUUGGUGUGUCAGAAAACUCACAUAUCCUAUUCUUCAUCUCCAAGAAAUACCCACAAAAAAAAACCAUUCUUGGAUCAAUAAAAUUACCCAAAACUCUUUGUAACACCUUUUUUUUCCCCUUCUAAAUGGACACUUUGAAUGAUUCUGAGAAUGCAAAUAUUUCUGCAAGUUCAAAUUCGACGAUAUUUGGAGUAGAAUUCACACCACUACGGUUCUUUCAAUCACCAGUUUCGACUUUGUUAGAAUAUUCCGGGCUAUUUCGGGUCAGACCCGAUAACCCGGAUAACUCGGAAACGGACCCUCUUGUAGGUGAUAAUAAUACUACUGUUACAAAUGACACUGAAUCCACUAGUAAUGGGGAGGUUUCAAUUAGUAUAAUUGGUGCUGACGUGGAAGAUGAUGACGUGGCGGUGAUGGAUGGUGGGGUAGGGGUAGGGGGUGGUGUUGUAGAGGAGAGGGGUUCUGGUGUGGACGCGUCUACUGUACCUGUAAGUGAAGAUGAUGAUGAUGGUAAUGGUAAUAAUAUGGAUUCGUCGUAUCGAAGGUUUGAUAUGCAGCAAGUUGCGAGGUGGAUUGAGCAGAUUCUACCAUUUUCAUUGCUUCUCUUGUUUGUUUUCAUCCGCCAGCAUUUGCAAGGUUUCUUUGUCACAAUUUGGAUAACUGCCAUCAUGUUCAAGUCAAAUGACAUUCUUCGAAAGCAGACAGCUUUAAAGGGAGAGAGAAAGAUAGAUGUCCUUGUUGGUUAUUUUGUGGUUUUUGUGAUUCAUGUUAUUGGAAUCUACUGGUGGUAUCGCAGCGAUGACCUUUUCUAUCCAUUACUUAUGGUUCCUCCGAAGGCCAUCCCACCUUUCUGGCAUGCUAUUUUCAUUGUCCUGGUAAACGAUACGAUGGUGCGGCAGGCAGCAAUGGUUUUGAAGUUGGUGCUGCUCAUGUAUUACAAGAAUGGCAGGGGCCACAAUUUCCGUAGACAGGGCCAAAUGCUGACUCUGGUGGAGUACACGCUGUUGUUAUACCGUGCAUUGUUACCAACUCCUGUCUGGUAUAGAUUCUUUCUCAAUAAAGAAUACGGAAGCCUUUUUUCAUCACUGACAACAGGAUUGUACUUGACGUUCAAGCUUACCUCAACUGUUGAGAAGGUAAAAUCAUUCUUUACUGCUUUGAAGGCAUUGUCAAGAAAAGAAGUCCAUUAUGGGUCUCAUGCCACACCUGAGCAGGUGCAUGCGGCUGGUGAUCUGUGCGCUAUUUGCCAGGAGAAGAUGCAUACACCAAUUUUGUUACGUUGCAAACACAUCUUCUGUGAAGACUGUGUCUCAGAAUGGUUUGAAAGAGAAAGAACAUGCCCUCUGUGCAGAGCGUUGGUCAGACCGGCUGAUCUAAGAUCGUUUGGUGAUGGAUCCACUAGCCUUUUCUUCCAGCUAUUCUAGACUACAUACAGAUUAUCCUCCUACGCCCAAGUAAAUAUCUGUUCACGACAUACUGGAUUCUGGGGGUUGCCCUGUUAAGGUUUGUGCCGGAAUGCAGCAGUUGAAAAAAAAGGCUAUACUUUUCAUUGGCGUGGAUUCUUUGACGAAGAAUUAGUGGGAAGAGAUAUACUCAUUCUCCCAUAUCGUACAUAUAUUGAUUUUUUUCCCUACUAUGAAGGGAUGUGCUCCCAAAAGAAUAGAAAGAAAGAAAAUGUAUGUAGUAAUUCACAAUUCCUUAACCUUAGAGCUUGAAUUUUGUUUCGUCUGUCGUUCUUUUUAAAUGCCAAAGGCAUUAUGUCUUAAAAUAUAUAACAUAUAAAGGUGCUUCUAUAUUGCACUAAGCAGUGCGCUGGAAUUUGGGGAUGCAGUUUUAGUUUAUUUUACAAAUUGUUCUGACUGGUGAAUCUUGAUUGGUUUUCAUUAUAAGAAAACUUUGAUUUACGAA
Molecule: messenger RNA, 2137 nt
Organism: Lycium ferocissimum
Lineage: Eukaryota; Viridiplantae; Streptophyta; Magnoliopsida; Solanales; Solanaceae
Exons: 8
Coding region: 355-1653 (432 amino acids)
Biological process (GO): positive regulation of ERAD pathway
Molecular function (GO): ubiquitin protein ligase activity
Source: RefSeq, a predicted model, not a curated record